Messenger RNA from Chilo suppressalis (striped riceborer), 438 nucleotides. The record is from the annotation of a GenBank genome assembly. Lineage: Eukaryota; Metazoa; Arthropoda; Insecta; Lepidoptera; Crambidae.
AUGGCAGGCCUCAUUAAAUUACGCCAAAUGCCUCUGAUGCAAAGAUGUGUUUGGAACCAUUAUUCUAAGAUCAGCCGCAAUAUAUCUACAUCAAAGAGAAACAGCGAUACAGCCGCUACAGCUGCAGCUUGUGAAACUAAGCCCGAAGAUAAAAAUUGGGUGAGCUAUGGAUUCGACUACAAUAGCAAAGAAGAAGACACCAACACCCACAAUGCUUCGUUCUUCUUUUCAGUCACACUGUGUUUAGUAUUCGGUGGUUUUUCGUGGGCUUACGCGCCGGAUGUACAUAUGAGAGACUGGGCUCAACGCGAAGCUUUCUUAGAAUUACGAAGACGUGAAAAGGCAGGAUUACCUCCAAUAGAUCCCAACUAUGUAAAUCCAAGUUCAAUCAAGUUACCAUCUGAAUCUGAGCUGUGUGAUGUUGAGAUUAUUAUUUAA